Sungouiella intermedia is the source of this 1941-nucleotide messenger RNA. Lineage: Eukaryota; Fungi; Ascomycota; Pichiomycetes; Serinales; Metschnikowiaceae. The record is from the annotation of a GenBank genome assembly.
AUGGCUGACAAGGAACUCACUGUAUUUGUGGUGGAGGCAGGCUCUCAUUUAUCUCCAAAUGCGUACAAUUACAUGUUUGACUGCUUAGCAGGAAAACUCUUAAAGGGCCUUAAGACCGAUUACGUUUCGGUGGUGGUGUUCAACUCACUGGUGACAAACCACGCUCUUGAAGAUUCUGGCAAAUUCAGAGGCCUCAAUGUGUUGGUGGAUUUUGAGACACCAUCUUAUGACCAAUUGAAAUCAAUAAAGAAUGCCUUGUCCGACGAGGAGGGCCAAGACCUGGAUGCUUGUGACGCGUUCCAGUCACUUAUCUUCUCGGUGAGUCUCUUCGAAAAGACAAAGAAAAAGAUAUUCACGAGGAACAUCGUGCUCAUCACGGCACGCGACUCGCCUCUUUCAUCGUAUAAGCCAGAGCUUGCAGGUGCCGUUUCGGGCUUGAUCAAGGACUUAAAUGUCAAUUUGGUGGUGAUCGGUGACAACUUCGGCUCUGUUUCCGAUACUGAGCAGAAAUGGUUCCAUAUCGCCAGCCAAUUCGCAUCAAAUCAUAUUUUCAACACUGAGGAGGCGUCAAGAGUGGCCCAGUUGUGUCCGCCUGUCCGGAAGACUCGUCCUAUGCCUAUCUAUAGGGGAGAGCUACGUCUUGGUGCAGACAUCACCAAAGUUCUUCGUGACUCCUCCUACAUUGCUGAACAGGACAUGCUGUGUCUGACAUUCCGUGUAGAGGUCUAUCCUGCUGCCAAAGCGGAGAUCCUGUCUCAGAAUGGACACGAGUAUUUGGUGGAUGGGAAUAACGCUGUGCGGGUUGAAAGGAAAACCAAUCAUUUCAUUUGGAAGAGGAACUUUCAAGGCGAGCGGGAUAAACAUUUAGAGUCCGACGAGAUCGAUGAGAAAAAAUUCGACAAGGUCGACGUCGAUGGCCAUACGUUCACCCCUGGUUUCAAGUUCUCCAACUUCGACUUAAUUGCGUUGGACGAAGAUCUCAUGGGAGCUGCCAAAUUGGAGCUUUCGUCGGAAUUCGAUAUCUUGGGAUUCGUAGAUGUUGAUGAUAUUCCUCAUGCAUAUCUCACUGAUGAGUCUUUCUUUGUUGUGCCAGAGAAAGCCUCGUCGCUGAGGAACCUACUUAACCAUGCAGCGUUUGCCCAAUCCUUGUAUGAGAAGAACUUGGCUCCAUUGGCGAGAUUCGUCAGGAAGCAGGCUAAAGAGGUUGAGGUGGGGCCCAUGUUUCCCGUCAAGGUGAAGAACGGCGAUUCAUUCUGCUUCUGCUAUAUUUUCAUUCGAUUCCCAUUUAAAGAAGACGAGAAGAUUGGAAAAUUUCCCAGCUUGACCAGGAAUCCCCCAGCGAAAGCUGAAUAUGAAUCUACGGAGGUUCCAGAUGCGGCUUCUAUUGAUAGAUUAAUGGAAGAUUUUAUCGAAUCAAAAACAUAUUGGGAAGCUGAUGAAGAUGACACUAAAGACAUAUCUGUUAUUGACAAUUGCAAGGUUGUUCUCAAGGGAAGUGACUCUUCCAAGCUUUCGUUACCUUCCAAGGCAAGUGGAAGCAAUAAAUUUCUCUGCUCGUCACCAUCAGCCAAUAAAUUUGCGGUGUACUUGCGGAAGUUACUCAUCAAAUCACUUCUGGUUGACGAUUAUGAUAAGUUCGUGAAUGAUCCAGAAUUCAUCCAACAUAACAUCCGCGAGGGAGACGACUCGUUCACCAAUCUUUUCAAUCUUGAGAAUAUCGCUACCGUUAACUCGAGCUCUAACCCCGAUUGGCUAUCGAAAAUAGCACAAGCUUCGACUUCAUCAGGCAAACGCUUGUAUAAGCAGCUUGGACUGGAAUAUGUGCGGAAGGCCGACUUGAAGAAACAAAAAACAAAAAAAGACGCCACUAUUUUGCAAUCAAAAGGUAACUACGGUGCAGACGAAGGCGAGUACGAUGCCGUGCCAGAUUUCGAUUUUUGA